Erythranthe guttata (spotted monkey flower) is the source of this 1605-nucleotide messenger RNA. NCBI's taxonomy places the organism in Eukaryota, Viridiplantae, Streptophyta, Magnoliopsida, Lamiales, Phrymaceae. The record is from RefSeq and is a predicted model, not a curated record.
UAAAAAGCUGGUAUUGCAUUUUCCUGGAGCAGCAACCACACAUCUUCCCGACUCUCUUCUUCCUUACCGAUCAAUGGCGAAGGCGCCCUCCGGCUUCGCCGCCCCUUUCUCCUCUAUCCGCCACCUAACUAACUUUCCUUUCUCUCUCACCUCAUCUCAAACCACCCAUUUCUCCACUCUCCGUUCCACCGCCGCCGCCGCCUCAUUAUUACCGGAAUCCUCCACCAACCCCCACCCCACUCUCGAACUCAUCGGCGGAGCCGCCGAAACAUUCCUCCCCGCAUUACACACCAUUCACCUCCCCUACCUUCCUUACCCACUCAUCGCUUGGAAUCGCCACGUGGAGACUAUCUUCGCCUAUCCAUGUUGGAAGCCGCCUGCCUCAAGCCCUGGGAUUGAGUGUCUCCGCACAAGCGACGGCGGCCCGUCGCUGACUGGUUCCGGCGACGAUCGUCACUGCUCAGAUCUCGUCUCAUUGCUAUUGAAUCUGAAUUUGAAUUUGAAUUACAUUCCGUGUCAAUUUAGUCAUAAUCUAGAAUACUUAAUUUGGAGUAUGAUGAGUUUGAACAUCGAACAUUGUCGAUUGCAGCCAGGUCUCACCGGUGGUAGCGGCGAUACUUACGUAAGGCAUAUGCUGCUGCGAGCUCGGAGUAAACAAUGGCGAGUCGUGGUGUUCAAUAGCAGAGGUUGUGGUGACAGCCCCGUCACUACAGCUCAGUUCUAUUCAGCUUCGUUUUUGGGAGAUAUUUCUGAGGUAGUGGAGCAUGUUGGCAAACGCUACCCAAGAUCAAAUUUAUAUGCUGCGGGGUGGUCUCUUGGAGCUAAUAUUCUUGUUCGGUAUGUGGGUCAGGAAUCGUUCUCGUGCCCUCUUGCCGGUGCCAUAUCCUUGUGCAAUCCUUUUAAUUUGAUAAUUGCCGAUGAAGACUUUCGUAAAGGCUUUAACAUCAUUUACGACAAAGCUCUAUCAAAUUCUCUGUGCAAAAUUUUCAAGAGGCACGCUCUUCUGUUUGAGGAUAUUGGUGGUGAAUAUAAUAUCCCGUUGGCUGCUAAUGCUAAAUCUGUUAGAGAAUUUGAUGAUGGACUAACACGAGUUUCGUUUGGAUUUAAAUCUGUAAAUGAUUACUACUCAAACUCGAGCAGCUCGGAUUCCAUAAAGAACGUUUCCAUACCUCUGCUUUGCAUCCAGGCAGAGAACGAUCCGAUUGCUCCAUCUCGGGGAAUACCUCGUGAAGACAUACAGAAAAACCCGAACUGUAUGUUGAUAGUAACACCGAAAGGUGGGCAUUUGGGUUGGGUGGCGGGUCGUGAAGCUCCGUUUGGAGCUCCGUGGACCGACCCGAUUGUUAUGGAUUUCUUGGAAUACUUGGAGAAGCCUUCUUCUUCAACUGAUCUUCUAUCUUCUUCCAACGAUGCAAAUGAUCUUCACCAACUCGAGGUAUAGGCAUCCGUUAUUAAAUGAUUGUACUCGAAAUAUAUAUUGUUAAUUAUUAUUAUUAUUAUUUAUGGAAUCGACAUCAUUAAUCAUUUCACGAUAUCUUGUUGGGUGCAUGGAAAAACAUAAAUUCGUAUCGGUGAUCAGAAAGUUAGGAAAUUAUCAAGAAUUCA